Messenger RNA from Schistosoma intercalatum, 2209 nucleotides. The record is from the annotation of a GenBank genome assembly. NCBI's taxonomy places the organism in Eukaryota, Metazoa, Platyhelminthes, Trematoda, Strigeidida, Schistosomatidae.
CUUGUACAUUAUGUCUGAAACUGAUUAUCACCAACUGGCAAGGUAACAGCGCUGUUUUAGAAACCAUGGAUAUAAAGACAAGAGCAAUUGAGUAUUUUUCUAACAACAAUAUUUUGAAAGAACUUGAGAAUGCUCUACAACUUAUGUUCCAGGAAAAUGCAUCAGAUCAUUCCGGCUAUUUAGUAACCACAGUUGACUGACUAACAUUUUACAGAGCAAAUAUUUCGAAAAGAUUUCCCUUACUCCGAAAGUUGUCAGCAUCAAAGUGGACAGAAACUAUUCAUAUAUUGGCACCUUUUCCAGUUCUUUGAGUGUACUCACACUGUGGCGAACAAAUAUUGAGGUUACCACAGGGCUAAACUAUGUUUAUGGAUGCAAUUAUUGUCUGCCUUAUGGAAACAUCUUUAAUGAAUCAACACCCUCUGAAUUCUCAGUUUGUAUAGAGGCAAUUGUGGAUUUACUGAAUAAUUGCCUAUGGUCACCAGCGGAGAUGUUUGAAAUUGAUAAAUAUAUCAGAAACUUCUACAAUGAAUACAGAAAGCAAUUGAAUAAAAUGCAAACGGAUGAAAGCGAGAAAGAAAUAGAAGUUAUUGGUUCAAAAGAAAUCCCGUUAAAGUCUACGUCAGAACAAAAUACAAAAAAAAAAUCUACUAAAGAUAUAAUUACACUUCGUCCAAAUCAAAUAAUCUCAAUUGCAUCAUUCAUUGCAACAGAUCUAACUUGGUUAUCAAUUAGUUUACAUUUAACAGCAAUGAAAUGUUCUAAGCCGAAGAUCAAUUUUCAAUGGUAUAUGAAAUCACUUUAUGAUGAGGUGAUUAAAUCAAUAAUGCCCGAUAACAAGCCCAAUUCACCAAUUCCUGUUAACCAAGUGACAUGUCCAAUAAUUACAAUAUUGAAUUGUCCUGGACGUAUUGGUUCAAUACAAUCAGGAAAAUGUAAAUUUUUACAAGAAAUUCUCCUUAUUCCUAAACCAUAUUUAACACCAAAAGAAUUAUUAGAUGAUCUGUUCAUUAUUAAAACAAAAUUAUCACAACAUUUAAUGAAUAAACCAAAUUUCAUGCCACAAUUGAUAUGUGAUAAUGGAGCAUCAAGUGUUAAUAUUGAUAAACCAGAACAAGCAUUUGAUUUAUUAAUAGAAUUUCUAGAACAAAUUCAAUUGAAUAAUCAUUUCUAUUUUGGUUUAUUCAUAUCACCAAAAGGAAUAUUUGAUACGAUAAAAGAACGUUAUGAGAUAAUUACGGGAAAUUUGAAAACACCAGAAGAAUUGGUCAAUUAUUAUAUAGAUUUAAUUGGUAGAUAUCCACAAAUACGUUUAUUAAUUGAUCCAUUUAGAGCAGAAGAUAAAGAAUAUUGGGAAUUAUUAAAAACACGUAUUACAUCAUCAAUAUUGAUUACAACAAGUACAAUAAUUCAACCAGCUAUAAAAGAGAUAACACUUAAUCGAUCUAAUUCAAUGAUUACAAAAAAUCUUAAAACAAUAACAACAUUAUCAUUAUUUGAUGAAUCAUUAAAAUUUAGUAUUCCAACUGGUUUAACUAUUUAUGAUUUAAUGAAUAGUUGCCAAGGCAACAAAAUUCAUCAUCAUAAGGAUGAUGUAAAUCAUGUUGACAUAGAUACUACUACUACUACUACUACUACUACUACUACUACUACUACUACUACUACUACUACUAAUAAUAAUAAUAAUAAUAAUAAUAAUAAUAAUAAUAAUAAUAUAAAACAAAUACCGAAUGAUGCAUUACAAUCUACAUCAUUAUGUAAUACAGUUGAUAAACAGGAUAUGUGUUACUCAUCUUGGUUAUUCACUAUGGAUCCAUGUUUAGAUUGUGUUUUAAUAACAGAAAUUAUUCAAGCAAUUCAUAUAUUACAUUUACAAAAUCGGCAAGUGAUAUUCAGUUUGGAUAAUCUACAAGUGAUUGAAGAUUGGCCAAUGGAUAUGGCAAUUGGUUUAGGUAUAGAUUUUAUCAAAAUUACUGGAUUGAAUAGAAUAGAUCAAAUGAAUAAACUGAUAACAUGGUAUCAUUACUAUCAAGAUAUAAUUGAUCAUUUAAAGGAUUCAAUCAAUGAAUGGAAGUUGUAUGAUUCUUCACUAAUGGAAAAUUCUUUCAAUGUAUGAAUGUAUUCGUUAAGUCAUUCAUAAUAUUAACAUAUACAUAUCAUAAUGAUGAUUUUUUUUUUGUUAUAAAAGAUAAUGUAUAAUGAUAAUGAA